AUGGUUACAGGAACUAUUGAACUGUCUUCACAGCACCAUAUUAGAUGUAUUUAUAUUGAAGAAUUCGGCAAAGAAAUACAAAUAUGGGGAACAAUAAGAGAGUAUUGUUGGACGUGCGACUUUCGAAAGACUUUCGGUUCUCAAAUCAACUCUGUAUUAGAGAAGAAACGUCAUAGGACAGUUUGGACUGCAUAUUCUAAGUUUACAUUAUGUCAGCUGGCUCAAGCAUGUUUCAAGAGAAGAAAAAGAGUGAGAAAGAAAGGCUUGGACAAAGCUUCUACUUUUUGCAAUGGGCUAUCAACCUAUACAACUACUAUAAGGGAAAAAAAGCAAUGUGUAAACCAUUAG
Auanema sp. JU1783 is the source of this 348-nucleotide messenger RNA. NCBI's taxonomy places the organism in Eukaryota, Metazoa, Nematoda, Chromadorea, Rhabditida, Rhabditidae. The record is from the annotation of a GenBank genome assembly.